Haliotis rufescens (red abalone) is the source of this 1696-nucleotide messenger RNA. RefSeq names its product tripartite motif-containing protein 45-like. The transcript has 2 exons. The coding region runs from base 72 to 1256 and encodes 394 amino acids. Gene Ontology annotation, cellular component: nucleoplasm; chromatin. Gene Ontology annotation, biological process: positive regulation of DNA-templated transcription. The record is from RefSeq and is a predicted model, not a curated record. Lineage: Eukaryota; Metazoa; Mollusca; Gastropoda; Lepetellida; Haliotidae. Gene Ontology annotation, molecular function: zinc ion binding; ubiquitin-protein transferase activity.
GUCUACAAACAACAUAUGCGUUCACUUUCGUAUCGGGAGCACACUGCGUCUGAUUGUAUGACACGUAAAACAUGCCUCUUCCAACAAGCCAUGACAACAUCAGUGAUGUCACAGUUCAGUGCCUUGGAUGUGGCUCACACUAUUCCCGUGCAACUUCCCCUGUUCUUCUGCCGUGUCUACAUACUGUCUGCAAACCUUGCCUGGAACGCUCUGAUAGGCCAGGCAACACCAAGUGUCAUUCCUGUGAAAACGAGAUUGCUGGAAAGAGAAUAGUGGAGAAGACUGAAGGUCCUACGAUAGACUAUUCUACUGUCCAAGCUGCCCUAUUGUUGGAUCUGAAGAGGUCCCAGGGAAUCGUUGACUGUGAUGACUGUCCGCAGCUAAACAAGGCUACAUCACGAUGCCUGUCUUGUCGCAUGUAUAUGUGUGAUACUUGUAGGAUGUAUCAUUUGCGUUAUUCAAGAUAUUUCGCUGAAGCACACAAAGUGAUUUCACUGGUUGAGCUGUUAAAAAGGCCCGAUUCCAUCUUUAACGACAGGCUGCUAUGUCAAUCUCACUGGCUGGAGCAAACACUUUACUGUAAAAGAUGUGAUGUAACAGUUUGCUCGUCAUGCUGUCUUGGGAACCAUGCCAAACAUGCUAUAGAUGAAAUUAGCUCUCACUAUGAUGAAUCCUUACGAAAUGUGUCUGAGAAAUGUGAACAAAUAAACAAUGACGUUCAUAAGAUUAAUACUUAUCAAAAGCUUUUACUCAGGCAGGGCAGCACAUGUUUUUCGCAAAGUGACAGUGCAACUGAUGUGAUUGAAGCUACUGUUAAAUUGGUAUUGAGAGCUUUGGAACAACGCAAAGAACUCCUAUUGCGGCACCUGCAUAUGGACGUUAAUGAACAUCUUCAGGUGGUUGGAAGGAAGAAAGCUGUACUUAAGUCGAGGUUACAGGCUGCAAGGAUUACCUUAAGAAAGAGCGAGACAGUGUUAGAUAUGUGUUCACCUGACAAGUUCCUUGCAACACACGAUGCCAUCAAGUCCAGGUUAAACUCCUUGACGUCCCAGUCGCCGUUGAAGUAUAACAUGAGAAGUUUUGACAUGCGGCUUUCAGGUCUUAAUGACACGGAGCUAUUGCUACAGGAAAUGUGUACUGUGGAAGAGAGACUAAAAGUGCCCCAGACAAGAAAUAAGUCAAUUAUGUCUGGAGCCGUUUCUGAUGAGCAAAGAAAACAGAACAGCAGAUCUUUUCAGAAUCUUAUGUUGAUAUGAGGCCAAAGAUAAGGGAAUUGACAAACCAAGAUGAAUCAGUGGGACCUGAGAAUUUGAAUUUCAUCUGUAAGCUACGUUCCUCACGAUAUACUACAUUACCAUUAACUGAUAACAUGUGGUGGCGACAAACAUGCUCUUUGGACAAAGGCAGUUAUCAGGUUUGAUAGUGUAAAUGAAGACCAUAUUGAUAACACUGGGUUAAUAGAAGGAGUGUAGUAGUGAUGUGAUCUCAUAUGCUAAUGGCUGAACACGACCUGAAAUAGAGCAGUUCCCCUUCAAGCAUUCGUUUUCAGGGUUUUGUCUCAAGCAUGUCCAUGUCGUCAUAAUGCAUAUUGUGUUACAUUUGUGACAAUAAAAAUACUAUCUUCCUAUGUUUUGUUUGCAAAUUGUAAGCAUUAUACGUGUGUUAUAGAAAUAACAUGUUUCCGACUAUUCUUCUU